Molecule: messenger RNA, 470 nt
Organism: Photinus pyralis (common eastern firefly)
Lineage: Eukaryota; Metazoa; Arthropoda; Insecta; Coleoptera; Lampyridae
Exons: 2
Coding region: 39-404 (121 amino acids)
Molecular function (GO): odorant binding
Source: RefSeq, a predicted model, not a curated record
UUGAGAUACAAGCGAGCACGUUAUUUGUAAUUUUUGCUAUGGUAUCGUAUGCAAGAGAGAUUCCACCGAAUGUGACAAAACAAUGGAAGCAAAUGAUUGAGCCCUAUUACUUACUUUGUGGGAAUGAAACGCACAUUGCCCCAGAUGUUUUAAUUACGAUGCUAACUGAUUCCAGCCUACCAACUGAAAAUCGAAUCCAUUGUUUUUGGAAAUGCAUCUUAGAGCACAAAGGGUUUGAAGUUAAUGGAAGAUUUGAUACAGAUUUAAUAGCAAAAGAGGUAUAUUUGGUGACGCCUGAAGGGGCAAAACUAUGCGCCGAGUCAGCCUACCGGGAAGAGGAAUUGUGCAAGAAAACCUAUGUAAUAGUUCAGUGUACCAUUAAUUUUGUGAUGGAUAAGUUAUAAAAAUAUCUAGUAUGUAUAGGUAUCCUAUGUGGAUUAGUCCGUAUUGCUUGAUACCAUUCAAUAUAU